GAAAAGGAGAGAGGACGAAGAUGAUGAAGAAUUAAAGCUAAGGUGUGGUCACAUGAUUUCCAACAAUCCGAAGGGAGCAAUCAGUCGCAUAUGAUCUUUUACCCAUAAAGACCAAAAAUAAUAAUUGGGUUGGCCAGCAAGUUGUUCGAUCAACUGCAAGAAGGAUUGAGGCACGCAGCAAUUGUAACCAGCUGAUUAAGAAGAAACAAUUCAUCCGUACAUCUUGGGAAUUGUAAGUUGCUAGCAGGUGCCAUGAUGAAUGAGCUGGAGUUAAUUGGUGAUCAAAAAGAAAAGACUGACAAAAAUAUCAGUGAGGACCAAGCAGAAAACAUAUCGGUGGGUUCUUCCCAGAAAUGCUCAUGCUUUGAUUUAAAUGAAGAAGCCAGCGAUAACAGCGACAAUGAUAUUAGCAAUGCCAACGUUAACCUGGCUGAUAAUGAACUUAGUACAGUUAGAAAUGAUGAAUGUAGAGCCCUAGCCCAGGGAAACAUUAAUAGUAAUGCAGCUACUAUUAGUAAUAGCUCUAGGGUUAAAGUAAGGCCAUAUGUACGAUCCAAACUACCUCGUCUGCGGUGGACACCCCAACUCCAUCUUUCAUUUUUGCAUGCUUUGGAAUUACUGGGAGGGCAUGAGAGAGCAACUCCCAAGUUGGUUCUUCAGCUAAUGAAUGUGAGAGGACUAAGUAUUUCCCACGUAAAGAGUCACUUGCAGAUGUAUCGAAGUAAGAAGCUUGAUAGGGAUGGUCAAGUAGUAUCUGAUGAGAAAACUUACGACUACACGGAUGGAAGAGAAUCAAGGGAUCACAUACCUAACUUGGAUUCGAGGUCAAGUUCUCUGACAAAGAAAGAAGUCGUACAAGGCAACAAUUUGAACAAAGCUUUGCAUCAUACAAGCACCCCCAUAAACCCUAGCCGAUUACAUGAGGAAAAGAGGUGGCCUCCAUUUCAAAGCAUUAGCAAAAGCUGGAGGGCCAGAAGAUUUGCUUCCAACAAUAUCAAUUGGUCAAAUAGUCAUAACGGCUCAUCCCAAUCUGAUAUAAUGCAUCACAUGAUUAGCAACAGACCAACAGAUCAUGAUCUACGUUGUUGGAACCUUGAAGGUCAUAGCAAUUCAAGUAGCUACAAACAAGAAUUCGAACCGCCAUUUAGGCUUGAGUGGAACAAGGAAAAAAUUUUGAAGUACAAGGAAUGGAUGCCUGAUUUGGAGUUGGGUCUGCAAAGCCAAAGAGUUUGGAAUGAGAUCAAUGACGAGACUCAGCAUCAUCAGACGAUUAGUCACGCAGAAGGAAAUUAUGAAACUGUGCAAGGAGUUAUAGAGACUUCACAACAUUACAAAGAUCAUCAAUUCGAGGACAUGAAUAGCAAACAAGAAACUAUUAGCACCAAGCUUUCCCUUUCUCUUUAACUAUUAGUAGUCCACCCCAUAUCGUCAACUAUAUAUCCUCAACAUAGUAAAUAGCUGAAAUGAUCCAAACAAAAUCACAGUAAUGUAAACAACCUUGUAGCCAGGCCACAUUUUGAGCCUGAGUUUCUCAACUAUAUGAUGAAAAUAUAACUCUUAUGUAUG
Messenger RNA from Rosa chinensis, 1566 nucleotides. RefSeq names its product myb family transcription factor MPH1. The coding region runs from base 253 to 1404 and encodes 383 amino acids. Gene Ontology annotation, molecular function: DNA-binding transcription factor activity; DNA binding. Lineage: Eukaryota; Viridiplantae; Streptophyta; Magnoliopsida; Rosales; Rosaceae. The record is from RefSeq and is a predicted model, not a curated record. The transcript is spliced from 8 exons.